AUGAGUUCAUUCGUUAUUCUCACAAUUUUCCUUGGUUUGUUUUUCACGAAUUGCAUUGUUCGAGGCGAAGUACGAUCCAAUUCCAGAUGCUCAGACGUUUCAUUGGAAUGUGAAUAUCGGGAGAAAUAUUGUUUCGUGCCUGCUUAUGCAGGACUCAUGUUCAAAAUAUGUAGAAGUUCUUGUGAUUGGUGUCAGAAGUCGUUGAACGAUGUCAUUCAUUCCAAUCGACGAUUCUUUCCAUCAUUACCAGCCGAUAUUCCAGAAUGGAUGACAGGGGUACCUCCUACUCCUGAUAAUGUUGAAGGAUCUGGGAGCACUGGCAUCAUCCACAGCAACUGCGUGGAUCAUUUCAGAACUUGCUCCACAACAGCGGCAUUAUGUCAGGCGGUUAAUUAUCAGAAUAUCAUGGCACAGAAAUGUCCAAAAACUUGUGGAAUUUGUGAAUAA
Messenger RNA from Caenorhabditis remanei, 447 nucleotides. RefSeq lists its product as uncharacterized. Lineage: Eukaryota; Metazoa; Nematoda; Chromadorea; Rhabditida; Rhabditidae. The transcript is spliced from 3 exons. Bases 1 to 447 code for a protein of 148 amino acids. The record is from RefSeq and is a predicted model, not a curated record.